Centropristis striata (black sea bass) is the source of this 3093-nucleotide messenger RNA. RefSeq names its product solute carrier family 22 member 3 (gene slc22a3). Gene Ontology annotation, biological process: transmembrane transport. The transcript is spliced from 11 exons. Gene Ontology annotation, molecular function: transmembrane transporter activity. NCBI's taxonomy places the organism in Eukaryota, Metazoa, Chordata, Actinopteri, Perciformes, Serranidae. The record is from RefSeq and is a predicted model, not a curated record. Bases 65 to 1693 code for a protein of 542 amino acids. Gene Ontology annotation, cellular component: membrane.
AUUCUCAGAGUGGAGCUGCUUUAACACGCAGCAGCUUGUUUCAGACGUUAGAUAAUCAGCAGAGAUGGCAAAUGUAGACCAACUGAUUGAGCACAUAGGAGGCUUUGGGCCUUUCCAGAAGAAGAUCGUUACUCUCGGUUUAUUUCCGUUGAUAUUUUUUUCUUUUGUUCUUGUCGGCGUUGUUUUCCUAGGGCACACUCCGGAUCACUGGUGCUGGAGUCCUGUAUCAGAGCUCCUCCAGCAGGAAUGUGGGUGGACAGAGGUCGAGGUGCGGGAGGCCACUGUUCCCCAAUCUGAGCAGUCAAGAUCCUUCAGCCGCUGUACGAGAUUUGCACUGGACUGGCACAAAAGCCACAACAAAUGCACUGAGUUUGACUGGCUGCUGACUCCUAAUGAAACCCAGUUGCUGCCUUGUGAUGGCAGCUGGAUGUUUGAUAAAAGCCACAGCACUAUUGUUUCUGAGUUCUCAUUGGUCUGUGAGAAAUCCUGGCUAGCUGAUCUGAAUCAAGUUUUACUGGCAUGUGGAUUUUUCGUUGGAGCUUUUGUCACUGGCUAUCUGGCUGACAGGUUUGGCAGAAAGCCAUGUUUCAUUGCAUCGAUGGUUGGCCUUGGUAUCUCAGGCAUCGGGGUAAUGCUGUCACCAUGGUACCCGCUGCUGCUCGCUUUUCGAUUUCUACAAGGAUUUUGUGGAAAGGGAGCGUGGACAGCCACCUAUGUACUUGUGAUUGAGUUUUUUGGAUCAGACAACAGAAAAGUUGUGUCCAUGGUGAGUCGGACUUUCUACUCCAUUGGCAUGGUCAUCCUGCCCGGUCUGGCUUACUUCCUGCCAUCCUGGAGGACUCUGCAGCUGGUCAUGAGUCUGCCCUGCAUCCUGUUCAUCUUAUACCACUGGAUUGUUCCUGAAUCUCCACGUUGGCUGUUCUCACAAAAAAGAACUACAAAGGCCAUGGAAGUUGUUGCGGACAUAGCAAAGUGCAAUGGGAAAUCAUUACCACCUAAUCUUUCAGAGAUGAUCCUUUUGGAGGAAAAGAAAGAAGUGGAUCCUGUAUCAGGAAUGGAUUUGUUCAGGACACCAACUAUAAGAAAAAACACACUCAUUUUAACUUAUGCCUGGUUUACGAGUACCGUUGUGUUUCAAGGCCUGGUCCUGCGGCUCGGGAUCAUAGGCAAUGACCUCUACUUGGAUUUCUUAAUCUCCGCUGUGGUGGAGCUUCCAACCGGCCUCAUCUUCUACCUGCUGGUUGACAGAAUUGGUCGACGAACCCUCAUGGCCAUCACUAACUUAACCGCUGGCAUUGCCUGCCUCAUAAUCCCCUUCCUCUCGACAGAUUAUGCCACCUUGAAAAGGUCGAUAGCGAUCAUCGGGAGGCUUUCUGUUGCGAUUGGAUUUGAGACCUUGAGCUUUGCAAACACAGAGAUGUAUCCAACAUCUCUCAGAAAUCUGGGUGUGUCAGUAUGCUCGUCAGCCAGUGACAUCGGAGGAAUUGUGGCCCCAUUCCUGCUCUACAGACUGGCCAGUAUCUGGCAGGAGAUGCCUCUUCUUCUAUACGGUGUGAUGUGUGUGCUGUACAGUGGAUUGGUGACAAGGUUGCCUGAGAUGAGUGGAGUCGCCCUGCCAGAGACCAUAGAGGAUGUGGAGAAUCUAAAAGGAGGCAAAGACAAGUCGAAGAAUGCCGAGGGCUUUAUUUUAUGAUUGAAGCCUCCAAGAUCUGGAACAUUAUUGGAUUCUUUUCUACAUGUUUGCUGUGUUUAUAAUGCACAUGAUGCCCUGGUGUAGCCUGCUCAUUAGAUUCACAGCCAGAGAAAAGUACUGUGAAAUGUACUACAGUGGCUGUUAUUGCAGUCUUGCAUUACAUUAGAUAUUCUGAGGCUUAAAGGUGUUAACUACAUACUUGCUAGGAAAUCUAAUGGAGUAUCAUUCUUAUAUAUUUGCAACCUUGCACCUAACAAUGCAAAUCUUCUGUAGUUUUAUUCUUUAGAUUUUAUACUUUUUUAUAUUUAGAUGAAAACAGAGCUUAGAUGUUUCACAAAAGCAGUAGAAUUGUUGAUUUUUGUCCGUUUUCUUUGUGUGUAUGACAUGUGUCUGUUACUUAGCAGGACAUCUCAAAAACUUGACUGACAACACUGAUUUAAAGCAAAUUGCAAAGAGGAACUUCUUCACCAUGGGUCUAUUUAAAACAAAAAUGACAAGUCUGGUAUAUUUUUAUUUGUCUGAUAGGUCAACAAAUCCCAUGAAAUGACCAAAACUUCUAACAAAUGGAGAUCUCCAGAGCCAUAGAAAAAAUGAUUAGACCAUUGUUUUCUUCAAUUUCUUGUUCAUUUUAAUGCCUGGUACAACUAAAUGUACAUUUGUUUGGACAAAUAUAACGAUAACAACAAUAAUAGCUCAUAAGAGUUUAAUUUAAGAGCUGAUAUCUAGUCAUUUUCCAUUUCCUUGAUAAUGAUUUUGGUUAUUUUGAACAAGAAAGCAAGGAGAAAACAAGGAUGGUCGAAUAUUUUUUUUCCAUGACUGUAUAUUUACACCAAAUCAGGCAUUGCGGUAAAAACGAGGUAUAUUAACAACCGCCACUCCGGUGGUUCACUGAAUAACAAGUGGUUUAAACAUUUUUACACUAGCCCAACCCUAGAAGAGCUGAACAAUUGAUCAGAAUUUUAUCAGAAUUGCAUCACAGACUAAUGUAAUAUUACACUCGCAAGAGGAACGAUAUUUGUGAAAGGCAAAAUAUGACAAAAUACCAUUCUGAAAUGAGUAAUAUGGUGCUGCAGAAAUGUCCCGGUCUACAAUUGAUUUUUAUACAGACUUAAAAAAUAUUUGUCUUUCACGGCAGAAAGUCCAAAGUUUCAUGAAAUGUGUUUGUAGUUGAGCCUUAUUUGGCAUCAGCUACUACAGCACACCAUGCAGUUGUUUUCAAAACUAACAUGACAUGCUCGUAUCAACUCGGAGCAACCAUGCAAACUUUAGAGAGGUGAUCUCUAUAGUACAGAAACAUGCUGAAUUUAAAUGGCCUGAAGCCAGUGGGCCCAGAGAGAAUCAUUCCUCCAACAAUCAUGGCCACAGCACAACAGUUUUUCUUCUGUAAAAAUGUGGAUGAU